Molecule: messenger RNA, 1403 nt
Organism: Hyposmocoma kahamanoa
Lineage: Eukaryota; Metazoa; Arthropoda; Insecta; Lepidoptera; Cosmopterigidae
Product: astacin-like
Exons: 6
Coding region: 43-1050 (335 amino acids)
Biological process (GO): proteolysis
Molecular function (GO): metalloendopeptidase activity; zinc ion binding
Source: RefSeq, a predicted model, not a curated record
GUGGAGCAGGAUAAUCGUCAAUUGACGAAAACUGCUGUGAAAAUGCUGUGUUUUCUUGCUCUGGUUUGCCUAAUUGGGUCCUCCCUUGCCCUUCCAACAAGGUCUAGGGACGAGAUUGACUCGUUCAGGCAAUUCCUGCGAGAUGUCAGGUCCGAGAAGAAUGACUCGACUUUUGAGGAGAAUAUGAGGAAAUACCCGUGGAAUAGCCCAUGGGAGAACAGUGGCAAAUAUCAGGGUGACAUCGUCCUCACUGAGGAGGAUAUUGAAGAUAUGGUUACUGCGUUUUCCGAAGAGGAUUUUACUCCAAAAAAUGGCAUCCAGAACUCAAACCGACUAUGGCCCGGCAGAAAUAUCGUUUUUCAGUUCGCUGGACACACUGCCAAUAACCAGAACCUCAUCCGUGGUGUGAUGACCAUGUACCACGACAGGACUUGCAUCCGAUUCGUCCAGCGCGGAUCCCAGCGCGAUUUCGUCAGGAUUACAGACCAAAGCAACGGGUGCUAUGCCAACGUGGGGUACUAUCAAAACAUGGGUGCUCAUACACACAAUCUCGCUCCCAACGGUUGCCUACAUCGUAGCGUCAUCUUCCACGAGUUUGGCCACAACGCUGGAUUCAACCACAUGCACCAGGCUCGCGUCAGGAACGACUGGGUCAGCAUUAAUCUUCACAACGUACAACCCGGUAUGGAGCACAACUUCAAUUUGUUACCGACUCAAUACUCCAACAUGUUGGGUCUGCCUUACGAAUACGCCAGCAACCAGCACUAUGGCCCAACUGCUUUCAGUCGAAAUGGCCAACCCACUAUUGUAGCUCGUCAAGCUGGCGGAAACCAGAUGGGUCAACUCACCACCAUCACAAACUGGGACUACCAGAGGAUUAACAGACUGUACAACUGCCCCGGUGCUUGGAACACUGAAGUCAACAUGAAGGAUGCCAACACCCUUGUAGAGUUCCCCAGUGACGAGGAGCUGAUGGAGCGUGGUGCUAGAUUUGCGGCUGAGGAAGAGGAAAGGCUUAGGUUGGAAGCUAUGACACCUGAGGAAGUUUAAGCUACAGUUUAAGUUAAAUAAGUUAACAAUUAAGUCAUGCACCGUAUCAUUUAAUGGAUUCUGAUUGAAAUAUAUUUCUCUGUCUAAAUAUACUAAUCUAAUUAAGAGUUAGGACUUUAUUUUGCCAGUGAAAUGUACAUAUGUUAGUUUAAAGAAAAAUACUGUAAAGACAAAACCUUGUAAUACAAAUACGAACAUUAAACUUAUAUUGUGGGAACAUUGUCCAUAACCAUUGCUAAUUGAAACUUUGUGUAUACUUUAUAAUUCCAGGGUCUGUUGGCUUGUUUGAGUCCAUAUAAACUCUUCUUGAGUAAACAAACUUUGUUCUGUCCCUCAAUUUCAAAUCCAGUAGA